ACUUUUAGGUUAUUUUCAAUGUUGACAUUCAUCUCGUGAUUACUUUAGAAAUCAAGAACAAGCGUUAGAAAAUAGUAUUAACUACUAGAACCUUCAAAUUUAUAUUGAAAUACGAAACGAAAGUUACUAAACUUUGUUUCUUAAUAAUGAAAAAUGUUUGAACACUCUAUAAAAGUACCAAGACAUUUCAAAAUAUCUGCAAAUAUUGUAAAGAAAGUGGCCACUGAAGGUGGUAGCGUGAAAAACCUGCUAUACGACAGUAAACUUCGAUUUUUCAGAACUAAUGUCAUAUAUGCGCUCAUAACGGAAACAAUUAAACAUUCUGCCGAUGUAGAUAAACUAUUUGAAGCGACGGGUAUUUUAACUAAAGAGCCACGCUUAGACCCAUGGCUGGCUAAAGUUAUAGCUACAGAACUCAUUUUUGGGAAAAAGGAACUACCAGGCCGUAGUAAACCUGAGGAAACAAUCCUCAAUUAUAAAGAGCUAUUUGAAAAAGUACCCCUACCACCAGUUGAAGUUAAAUCUGAAGUCCGUCGGCCUAGGUAUGUAAGGAUCAACACUAAUCUGCUCACAACCUCCGAUGCUAUUGGAGCCUUCCAAGAUGAGGGUUAUAAAUUCAUUCGAUGUACAUCAGGGUGUUAUGAUGACUACUUAAAGCAAAUACAGGGUUUAACAGAAUAUGACUUUACUCAGGACUAUCAUGUUAAAACAAUGUUUGUAUUUCAUCCAAAUACUAAGUUUCAUGAUUAUGACUUGUAUUUGGAAAACAAACUUAUACUUCAGGAUAAGGCGACAGCACUCCCUGUACACUUACUAGCUCCACCUCAAGGAAGUGUUAUUCUUGACAUGUGUGCUGCUCCAGGAAUGAAGACAACUCAACUUGCUGCGUAUAUAAGGAAUCAGGGGAAGAUAUACGCGGUUGAAAGAAACGAGCAAAGAUACCAAACACUAUGCGACUUUGUGAAUAAAACUGAGUCGAAAUGUGUAACCACUAUGCACAGGGAUUCGUUGGACAUUAAGAAGGGGGAAUGUGACGAUGCUGAGUACAUUAUUUUGGACCCGAGCUGUUCUGGUUCUGGAAUGCAACUUUCUAUCCAUAACUACGUCGAAGAUGUAAGGCUCGCGCGUUUAACCUCAUUACAAGAGAAAUUUUUAAAGCACGCCAUGAACUCAUUUCCUAAAGCUAAAAAAAUUGUCUACAGUACUUGUUCACUCUUCCCUCAAGAAAAUGAAAGAGUAAUUUCUAAUGUCGUAAAAUCAUCCCGAGCAAAAUGGAAAGUAUUAAACGUUAAAGAACUUCUUAAAGGAAAUUGGAAUAAUUUUGGAUCAGGAAUGUACGGUGAGAUGGGUACCAGAUGCCUAUAUUCAAAACCAGAUUCGGAUCUAACUACUGGAUUCUUUUUAGCAGUUUUAGAGAGAGAUCCAAAACAGGCGAACCCUGAAGAUGGAACAGAUAAAGAGCCUAGCAAAGUGAAAAAGGAGAAAAUGAAGCACCAAGUUGAAGAAGAUUUGGAGGCUGUUGAAGCUUCUUAUGCUGAAUUCAAUGACGAUGAAGUGUCGAAACAUCGCAAAAAGAAGAAAAAGUCCAAAGAGGAAUGUAAUGUACAAAAAUUACCAAAUGACAACACCAUAAAAAAGAAGAAGAACAAGGAAGCUGACUCUGCAGCAAAAGAUACUGUCGAAGAAAAUAAUCUUCAUAAUGAAGAAAGUAAAAAUUCAACGAAAAAAACGAAAAAGGAUCGUGAAAAUGACUUAGCAGAAGCGAUUAGUUUGGUUCCAGGUAAUAAUAUAGAAGAUUCAAUAGUAGAGCAAAAGAAAAAGAAAAAACGUAAAAAUAAAGAAAACGAAGUUGAAGAAAGAAAUGAAAGCAUAGAUGUGAAUACAAAUGGUGACGGUUGCGAACCGGUCAAAAAGAAAAAGAAGCGCAAUAUAGAAUGAAGUCUCUUUUAUAUGUUUUUAAAAAUAAAAUCGAA
This is a messenger RNA of Pieris brassicae (large cabbage white), 1973 nucleotides long. RefSeq names its product 28S rRNA (cytosine-C(5))-methyltransferase (gene Nsun5). The transcript is spliced from 6 exons. The coding region runs from base 154 to 1938 and encodes 594 amino acids. Gene Ontology annotation, biological process: rRNA base methylation. Gene Ontology annotation, cellular component: nucleolus. The record is from RefSeq and is a predicted model, not a curated record. Gene Ontology annotation, molecular function: methyltransferase activity. NCBI's taxonomy places the organism in Eukaryota, Metazoa, Arthropoda, Insecta, Lepidoptera, Pieridae.